Messenger RNA from Amaranthus tricolor (Joseph's coat), 3435 nucleotides. RefSeq names its product calmodulin-binding transcription activator 2-like. Lineage: Eukaryota; Viridiplantae; Streptophyta; Magnoliopsida; Caryophyllales; Amaranthaceae. The record is from RefSeq and is a predicted model, not a curated record. Gene Ontology annotation, biological process: regulation of transcription by RNA polymerase II. The transcript is spliced from 13 exons. Gene Ontology annotation, cellular component: nucleus. Gene Ontology annotation, molecular function: double-stranded DNA binding; transcription coregulator activity; protein binding. The coding region runs from base 173 to 3151 and encodes 992 amino acids.
AUCCUCUUUUCUCUUUUUUCUUUUCCCAUUUGCAAGAAAAACAGCUUUACGUUUUCGGAUCGUCUUCCUUUCAUUUUCUCUCUCCUAAACUCACCCUACCAAACAUUCCUUCAUCACUUAAAUCCUUACUUCUGGCUCUGGAUCGAAUCUUCGUUCUCUAUCUUCAAUUUUCAUGGCGGAUAGAGGAUCUAUUAAUCCUGGAAUUCGUCUAGAUAUUCAACAACUACAAUUGGAAGCACAACAUCGAUGGCUGCGACCAGCUGAAAUAUGUGAAAUUCUGAGGAAUUACCCAAAAUUUCAAAUUUCUACUGAACCUCCAAACCGCCCUUCAAGUGGGUCACUCUUUCUCUUUGACCGAAAGGUUUUGAGAUAUUUCAGGAAGGAUGGCCAUAAUUGGCGAAAGAAAAAGGAUGGAAAGACUGUCAAGGAAGCUCAUGAGAAGCUAAAGGUGGGAAGUGUUGAUGUGUUGCAUUGCUACUAUGCCCAUGGCGAAGAUAACGAAUUUUUUCAGCGGCGCAGCUACUGGUUGCUAGAAGAAGAGUUCAUGCAUAUAGUCUUUGUGCAUUACUUGGAAGUGAAGGGUAACCGGAACAACGUCAGAGGGACUGAACCUGUUAUUUCAACUUCCCAGAUUAGUAACUCUAUGUCGAGCAGUGUUUCAAACAGUUAUAAUGAUGCUUUUACUGGAAAUGCUGGAUCACCAAGUGCAGUUAGCUCUUUGACUUCUUCGUAUGAUGAUUUUGAAUCUGAGGAUAAUCACCAGGCAAUGUCAAAGUACCCUUCUCUAAAUUUCUCAACCGUAGAAGACAGAUUUGAAAACAACAAGAUGGGUCCCCUCUUGAGCUCUAACUUUCUGCAAACAUUCCCUGAGGAAUAUAAUGGGGUUCAGCCUUUGGAUUAUGUUUCACUUGUUCAACAAGAUGUUGGAACUAAUGAUGAUAAUCAGUUUAAGACACUGGACUUGGCAUCAUGGGAAGAGGUCUUUCAACAGAGUACUAGAGGCCCAGGAAAUCUACAGGUUAAUCCAUUGAUGUCUGUGGCUCCUCUUGUGGGAAGCACUGGGGAUCACAAUGAGAACAUCAGCCAGUUUUCGGAUGUUGGCUUAGGUUUCAAUGCUGUAGCAGGAGGUUCUUUACCUCCGUACUUUCCGAGUAUCAACCCAUUAGAACUUUCUAGCACGGAAUUUCAAGACAAUACAAAUGUUUCUUGUACUGCAAAGCAGCAAUUGCUGGGGAACAUUAUUGCAGGGGAAGGCUUGCAAAAAGUUGAUAGUUUCUCUAAAUGGAUGUCUAAGGAAUUAGCCGGUGUAGAUGACUUAAAUUUGAAGUCGUCUUCUGAUUUUUCAUGGCAAAAUAUUGAAAGUACUGCUUCUGUUGAUGAUCCCUCAGUACAACUUGAGAACUACUCAGUGAGUCCCUCAAUUGGCCAAGAUCAGCUUUUUGACAUUCAAGAUUUUUCACCAAGUUGUUCUUCCACCGACACUGAAACUAAGGUUGUGAUCACAGGAAAAUUUUUGGUGAGUCCCACUGAGGUGUCCAAGUAUAAUUGGUCAUGCAUGUUUGGGGAAGUUGAGGUUCCUGCUUUAGUUCUUGGUAAUGGUGUUCUCUGUUGCCAUGCGCCAUUACACAAAGCUGGACGAGUCCCUUUCUAUGUAACCUGUUCCAAUAGGUUUGCUUGUAGUCAAGUGCGAGAAUUUGACUAUAUUGUAGAUAGUCAAAAGGCGAAAAGUACAAAUGUUUCUGGAAACAGUAUGACAGAGGAGCAGCUAUGGAUCCGGCUUCAUGAACUACUGUCUCUUAAAUCUCCAGGGAAUUUUGAUUCUACAUCUGAGAGUUUUAGAAAAAUGGAGCCGGUAUUUAAAAAAAUUCUUUUAUCAAUGGAAGAUGAGCUCUGUGUGGGGGUUGAACAACAACUGAAAGAGAAAGUGGUCUCCUGGCUGUUUGACAAGGUAAAUGAAGAUGGAAAAGGACCAAAUGUACUUGAUAAACAGGGGCAAGGGUUGAUACAUCUGGCUGCUGCACUUGGUUUAGAUUGGAUUAUCCCCCCUACUGUAGCUGCUGGUGUUAGUGUGAAUUUCCGGGACAUAUGCGGCUGGACAGCACUUCACUGGGCUGCAUUUUGUGGAAGAGAGACAACUGUCGCUCUUUUAGUUGCGCUUGAAGCUGCAUCAGGAGCAGUUACAGAUCCUUCUCCAGAAUUUCACUUGGGUCGAACUGCUGCCGACUUAGCUUCAGCUAAUGGAUUCAAAGGAAUAUCUGGUUUCCUUGCAGAGCAUUCUUUGACUGCUCACCUUGAGACCCUUACAAUGACUGAAGAUUCUAUAAGCAAAGCUGUACAAACAAUGAGAGAGAAGGUGGCAACUCCUGGCAAUGAAGGUGAUGGGUCCGAUUUGUCACUAAAGGAUUCCUUAGCUGCUGUUCGCAAUGCCACACAAGCUGCUGGUCGUAUCCAUCAAGUUUUCAGGAUGCAGUCCUUCCAAAGGAAGCAUGUCAGUAAGGGUGGUGCACCUGCUGAUGAUGAUUUGUUCAGUGAUGAACAAUUUCUUUCACUUCUAUCAUCUAAGAUUCAGAGGCCUAGACACCCUGAUGAGCAAGCCCAUUCUGCUGCGGUACGUAUCCAGAAAAAAUUCCGUGGAUACAAGAAGAGGAAAGAAUUUCUGAUUAUUCGUGAACGAGUUGUUAAAAUCCAGGCCCAUGUUAGAGGUCACCAGGUUAGAAAACGAUAUAAAACUGUAGUAUGGUCUGUGGGAAUACUGGAGAAAGUAAUUCUGCGGUGGAGACGGAGAGGGACUGGACUACGAGGGUUCCGUCCUGAUGCCCUCAACAAGCCAUCCAGCACACAGGAAACGCAAGACGUACAAAAGAAUCCUUCUGAAGAUGAUGAUUAUGAUUAUUUAAAGGAAGGAAGAAAGCAAACGGAAGAACGGCUAAAAAAAGCCCUCGUGAGGGUGAAGUCCAUGGUUCAAUAUCCCGAGGGAAGAGCACAGUAUCGAAGGCUUCUCACUGCCGUAGAAGGCUUUCAAAAGAAUCAGCAGGUGCACGGAAGCGUCUUGAACAGUUCAGAAGAUCUACCAGUUGAAGGUGAAGAGGACAUGAUUGAUGUCGAAAGCUUACUGGAUGAUGACAACUUCAUGGCUAUUGCAUUUGAAUAAUUGGCUCAUAAUUUUUUCGCCCUAAUUUGCAACUUGUACAUAAAGUGAAGUGUCUACACCUUAAUUGGACGAAAGGUAAUAGUUUCUCAUGUAAAUAAUAAUGAGUAUAAUAUUAAUUAGGAGAAUAUUUAGAAGACUGAUGUGUAGAAUGCAGGCAUUUUCCGGUUUGACACCAUAGAUUAGAAGUAAAAAUCAUCUGAACAACAUCGAAUAUGUUGGAUAUUCGAAUAACUCUGUAAUCUAGUUCUGUUGUCUAAAUUAUUGCUCUUUUAAUCUUCUGGAAA